Adineta ricciae is the source of this 1017-nucleotide messenger RNA. The record is from the annotation of a GenBank genome assembly. Lineage: Eukaryota; Metazoa; Rotifera; Eurotatoria; Adinetida; Adinetidae.
AUGAAUCAAGUCCAGAUUAGACAAGUACCAAUCACACCUUCGUUAAGUCCUGAACGAACGGCAGGUGCAUGGUUUCCAACUGGUUAUUAUGGACAUUUCAGAGCGAAACCGAGAAUUGAUUUAAGUAAUUCGUUCCGACAACUUGCUCGUCCUAAUCCACCGAAGAUAUUCAUUGAACGACAAACGUCAGCAGCAACAACGCACCAGUUUUCCGAUCACGAUAACCGUCAUAGAUACGAGGCUGAUCCGCUCAUUCGAGGUGCUCAAAAAGGUAUUGGUAGACGUAGAACAAAAUCUCGUGCAGCCGGUGAAUUCGAUCCGUUUCUGGUCAGUUGGCUUCCGAAAAAUGCUGAUCGCAAAACGUACGUCGACGAAAUUAAAGUCAGCUCUUACGCCGAUGACUACAGCCAUGAUUCGUUGCCACCACCCAUCUCAUUCGAUCCAUCGUUAUUGAAUCCAACACUGUCGAAAUCAUUACCUGAUAUUCAACCAGUGAAACCAUCGACUGCGAAAGAAUUCAGUAUCUAUCAAAUUGGUUUUAGUCAUGGCCAACCCGAUGCAACGCAUUCGAAAAAGAUUCGCGAAGAAACAUUUCAACGGUAUGCUGGUACUGCGAUACGUCGCGCGCAAAUCAGGCACAUUGAUCGAAGUACAGACGUAGCUACAUGUCUAGCUUGGAGCAGUGUAGAUUGUGAUCCUCCAACAAUAACAACAACAGCGAAAAAGACUGAAAAAUCGAUCAAUGCUGAUGCACCGGUUGCCAAACAAACUCGUAUUACUUCGUCGAUUGAAACAAGCCAGAAUCAAAUCAAUCCAUACCACAGCGAAUCUAUGCCGGCUUUCAAAAAUAUCGAACGAGCAACUUUCGAUAUAACUCCAUUACCAGAAUAUGUUACUGUAAAGGUACCACCAGCACUUCGACGUGCGACUUCAUUUGUACAACCACGACACAGCAACCGAUCCGUCCGUCGGUCGACCAACCGACCACAAUCAUUGUGCGCAUAUCUUUACACAUAA